AUGUCUUCUCCCGCCCCCGAGUCCGCUCCCGCCGCUACCAGCCCCGCCCCCGAGGUUGAGCAGCCCGCCGCUGCCUCGUCUCCUGCCGCCGCUGCUACAUCCGACGCCGAGAACCAGCCGCCGAAGCGCUCUGCACGUGCCAAGAAGACCGCCGCUGUCCCCGCUGAGAAGAAGACUACUACUAAGCGCAAGGCUGCCGCUCCCAAGGAGAAGGCCGCACCCAAGGCCAAGGCUGCGCCCAAGGAGAAGAAGACCGUCGCCGCUAAGAAGACUGCUGCUCCCGCUGAGCACCCGCCCUUCAAGGACAUCAUCAAGGAGUGCAUUGUCGAGACCAAGGACCGCACUGGUGUGUCCCGCGACGCCAUCAAGAAGUACGCUGUCGACAAGUACAACAUCGACUUGACCGGCACCCGCGUUUCUCAGCUCAACCGCGCCAUCACCAAGGGCGCUGAGGAGGGCAUCUUCCACCUCCCCAAGGGUCCUUCGGGCAAGGUCAAGCUCCCUCCCAAGAACGCGCCCGCCGCUGACUCGAAAGAGAACGCUAAGCCUUCGAGCUCCAAGAAGACCACUGAGACCAAGAAGGCGCCGGCGAAGAAGACUACUGCCGCCGCCACCAAGAAGCCUGCCGCUAAGGCCACCACGGCGAAGAAGCCCGCUGCUGCCACCAAGACCGCCGCCGCCAAGAAGCCUGCUGCCAAGGCCCCUGCGAAGAAGGCCGCCGUCACCAAGAAGGCGACCCCGGCGAAGAAGGUCUCGAGCGCGAAGAACGACGCAAAGAAGGAGGCCGCAAAGAAGGCUGCAGCGAAGCCCAAGCCGCGCCAGACCAAGACGGCUGCUAAGGCUGCAGGUACCGCGGGCAAGCGCACAUCGGCACGGAAGGCAUGA
Molecule: messenger RNA, 885 nt
Organism: Peniophora sp. CBMAI 1063
Lineage: Eukaryota; Fungi; Basidiomycota; Agaricomycetes; Russulales; Peniophoraceae
Source: the annotation of a GenBank genome assembly